This is a messenger RNA of Biomphalaria glabrata, 8243 nucleotides long. Its product is annotated as Y+L amino acid transporter 2-like. Gene Ontology annotation, biological process: amino acid transmembrane transport. Lineage: Eukaryota; Metazoa; Mollusca; Gastropoda; Planorbidae. Gene Ontology annotation, molecular function: L-amino acid transmembrane transporter activity. Bases 328 to 1782 code for a protein of 484 amino acids. The record is from RefSeq and is a predicted model, not a curated record. Gene Ontology annotation, cellular component: membrane. The transcript is spliced from 11 exons.
AAACUCCAUCCCAUAACAACACGCACGCGUGCUUGUUUAUUCAGUUCAGAUGUCUACUAGAUCUAGAGUCUAGAUCUAUGCCCAUGAAACAACAAAGCUUUUCAUUGUAUUAAACGGAUUAUAUCGUAUUAAAAGUAAAUUUCUGACAAUGUUAAAUUGGUCUAUCAAAAUUUUAUAGUUACGACUCUUUUGAAACAAAUAGUAAUUUCUUUCUUCAACCUCUAAAUGUGGACUUCUAACAUUUUAUCGAAUACAUGUCAUGUGAUUCACUGAUCCAGAUCAUUCACAAGUUAGUAUUAUAUCUUUAAGAUAAAUUAGAAGAGAAUCAUGGCUGAGAAGUCAGAUAAAUCAGACAAAGUGUCAAUUGAGUCACAUUCAUCGGCUGUACAGCUCAAGAAACAGUUAGGUCUAUGGAAUGGAGUGGCUAUGAUAGUUGGCAUCAUUGUUGGAAGUGGGAUCUUUGUUUCUCCAAAGGGAGUUCUGCUCGAGGCUGGAUCUGUAGGCUCCUGUUUAUUGGUAUGGGCCAUUGCUGGCGCGUUGUGUGGUGUUGGAGCCAUGUGCUACGCAGAGCUCGGAACCUGCAUUACAGCCUCUGGAGCGGAUUACAGCUACAUCAUGAACUCUUAUGGAAAUUUACCUGCGUUUUUAUACCUUUGGGUGUGUCUUAUUGUGAUCAUCCCCACAGGGAAUGCUAUUACAGCAUUGACUUUUGCAAAUUAUAUAAUUCAACCUUUCUUCCCCGACUGUACAACACCAGCAGUUGCAGUUUCCCUUUUGGCAGCACUUUGUUUAACCAUUCUCACAUUUAUCAACUGCUGCAAUGUCAAGUGGGCCACCCGGGUGCAGGACAUCUUCACUUUCACCAAAAUAUUGGCUCUGGUCAUCAUCAUCAUCACUGGUGUGGUCAAACUGGCUAUGGGAUCAACAGAGAACUUUGAAGCUCCUUUUGAAGGAUCCACUCAGGAACCAGGAAGAAUAGCCUUAGCAUUUUAUUCAGGACUUUUUUCAUACUCAGGAUGGAACUAUUUAAACUUUGUCACAGAAGAAAUGAAAGAUCCUUACAAAAAUUUGCCGAGAGCAAUCUGGAUCUCACUACCACUUGUUACAGUCAUCUACAUCCUUGCUAAUGUGGCUUACUUUGCUGUGAUGACUCCAGCUGAGAUGUUGGCCUCUGACGCUGUCGCUGUGACAUUUGCUGACCGUACACUUGGAGUAAUGUCCUGGAUUAUGCCAGUAUUUGUAGCUUGCUCAACAUUUGGGUCUUUAAAUGGAGCCAUUUUCACGUCCUCAAGGUUAUUUUUUGUUGGUGCACGUCAUGGUCAUCUCCCUGGUUUCCUAGCAACAAUCAACAUGAAGCACUUCACCCCCCUUCCGUCUCUUCUCUUUGGAUGUGUGACGUCACUGAUCAUGUUGUCAUCCAAUGACAUCUAUGUCCUCAUCAACUAUGCCAGCUUUGUGGAAACUUUGUUUAUUGGUAUGUCUGUGAGUGGGCUGUUGAUACUGAGGGUCACCAGGCCAGAUCUUGAGAGACCUAUUCGUGUGAAUCUUUUCUUUCCAAUCUUCUAUUUCAUCAUCUGCGUGUUUUUGAUCAUAACUCCACUGACCACCUCCCCGAAGGAGUGUUUAAUGGGACUAAUCAUGAUCUUAACCGGCAUUCCAGUUUACGUGUUAGGUGUUAUGUGGGAGAAGAAACCCCAAGGAUUCAGAAUAGCUUUCUGUAAAUUUUCCAAGAUAACCCAGAAAUUGUUUUAUGCCGUCCAUGAAGAGAUCAAAGAAGACUAAAAGAAAUUAAUUGUGGCCAAAGGAUGAAGUGACCACAGAUAUGAAAGAUAACAAAAUAGAAUUAGUAUUAAAGCAACUAAGUUAUCAAGUAGUAACUCUUUUAUCAAAAUAUGUAUUUAAACAAAUUUUAGGUAGUGAGCAUAGCAAUUAUUUCUGUAAGAAAAUCCAAAUAAUUUCCUUUAUAUGUAAAUGUUUUAUUUAUUAGAAGUGACUUGGAGAAAAAACUUGUAAUGUUAAUUAUUAAACUCAAGCUCCUAGUGACAGGAUGAAGGGAAAAAAAUGCCUAUAAUAGGUUUUUCAAUCUCAAUGUAUGUGGCCUGCUGAAGUAUUGGGAUGGAGUGAAAGAAAAGAUUUGUCGUUUGAUGUAUGUUGCUGUUUUAUAAUUUAUUUUAUUGUUAAACAAAGUUCAUGUUUUUUACCAUGUGUUUGUAUAUACCUUUAGCUAAAUGCACCCAAUAUAUCUGAUUUACACUCUGUGCCAGGUGUUAUUAGCAUUUGUAAAAAUAUUUGAUGUCUACACAAUUUCAGAAUGGAUUCUGUGCAUCUUUUUUUUUUUAACAGAUUUCUAAUAUUGAGAUUUUUUGACCAGAUUUUUCCGCCUGCUCCUUUUACAUUAUUCCUUAAGGUUUUAUUACUGCACUGUGCUCGAAAUUUAAGAUAUCACUUGGUGACAUUCUUUUGCAGCGAUAUUAAUAGAAGCUCAAUAAAAUAUUUUAUAUUUAUGGUCAAGCUAUAAAAAGGAUUUUUUUUUGUAGUGAUUGGUGAAAAAUCACUUUAAAGUUUGGUAUUUAUUUUCCAUGUACAAAAUCUCUCUGUGACCUGUAUGUAGAUACAUCUUUGCCUCAUGACUUGAUAAACAAAAUAUAUUAGUUGGCAUCCUUCAGUUGCAAGUAUGUUUCAUCUCUUGAAGAUAACAUGAAAGUCUAGGCGUAAGUUAUGGUUGGAACGAUGUUGGCCACUAACAACAGCUCGUGUCUUCAAAGGAAUGGCAGGUAUCUGAUACAGUCAGCAGAUCAGAUCAGCAGUGUCACAGCAAAGAUUUAGAUUAAGUUUUCUUUCCCCUAGGUGUGUAGACAGCAAAGGUUAACAAGCUUCUCUUACCUAAAGCUUUUUAUUUUAGGUUCCAGUAAGUCUUUGCCUUUUCUCCUGUCAUUAAUAGCAGUUCUGCCAUACCCAAUAUGUGUCUCAGAGUUGCAUUGGUCACCACAUAGGCUAUUUAUAUUUUAACCAUUCAUGAAUAUGUUAUUUGGAAAUAAAGAUCUUGUGAGGCCAUUUUUCAAAUAGUAUUAAUUAUAAUGACCAGUCAGAUGGUAUUUUUAUUCAGCCUCUACAAACAAUUAGCCUAUUUAAAAAAUUUAAAUGUUUAGGGCAUUUCUGAUCUACAUCAAUGGAUCCAAGAUUUUCCUACAUGUAGAGAUCAAACUUGUAAGCUUUAAAUGUUUUUACAUAAUUUGAAGAUCUGUAAACUCAGGUGUCCUUUUUAAGAACAGUAUUAGGUCCAAUUAUAUCUCUAAUUUACAUAAAUUGCCUGAACAAUAGAUUAUCUGUUUGCAGGAUGUAAACAUUUUUUUUUAAAAGCAUGUCUAUAGUUUGUAUGAUUACAAGAUUGACAUACGGCUUGAUGUAAUUGGGACUCGGAUAUUCAGUGUAUUGCCCCAUUUGUCUCACUUGUGAGCUGGCAUUUAUGACAAUUUAAGACAAAAAACAUCUAGGUUUUGUUUUUAUACUGAAUUUAAAUAUACAUUUGACAUGCUUUAGCCUAUAUUUGACAUGCUUUAGCCUAUAUUUGACAUGCUUUAGCCUAAUAAUGUACAUGUUGAUGGAUUACACCAGUCUCAAUCUUAUGCAUCUUAUUUAAAUAAUUCUACUUUAAAAAUUUGCCUUAAAAUAAUUCAUUGUAAGAGUUGAUUUAAUGUCACCUGUUCUUCACAUUCCUAGCAAUGAUUUUCUGGCAACAGCACUGACCUAUAUGUUUACAUCAUUUUGUGUAAUGUGUAAUUCUCCAUAUUUUUGUGUGUGUGUGCCUAUAAAAAAAAAGAUUUUUGCAUUGUUUUUAUCAUGUGAAAAUGCUGUCUAAAGUUUGUAUAAGAAACUUUGACUUGUCUGAUUUAGGGGAUUAUAAUAAAUAUACAUUGGGAAAUAUGUUUGUAUCAUAAUCUCCAGUUGCUGUAACUGAGGCAUGCAGUGCAUAACCUGGUGUUCUAUAUAAACAAGUUUGUUAUCAUGAGAUUCUACCUUAUAUUAUGUUCUGUGCCUCUACUUAUUCUGGGUUAUAUACAUUGACACAAUGGUCUGUUCAUUAAUUGUGGGGUGCUGACCUUUAUAUUUCUUGAUUGUAUUAAUCUGUUUGUUUUUUAUUUGAGAAACUUUUACUUUACUUUUUUUCUUCUAAGUCUAAAUAGUUUGUGUUUUUUUUUGGACAUGUAAAUAAACUGUGUACAGCUUUACAAAUGCCCAUCCUGUGACCGCAACUGUGUUUCAAGGAUUGGCCUUUUCAUUCACAGAAGUUGCCAAAAGAAGGGAUAAUGCUAUUAAAUGUAAAAUGCUAUAGGAAUGCAAAACAGAAUGUGGGCAAAAAUAAUGAUUUCAGGUUGCUAGCUAGGAUGGCUGCCUGGUCGUGCGGUUUGCACGCUGGACUGUCGUUCGGACUUAUCGAUGGUCCCUGGUUCAAACCCUGCCCGCUCCCAUCCCCCGCCGUCCUGCGGGAGGUUUUGACUAGGAAGUAAUUAUCUUCAACUCUGAAGGAACAUCCGAAAUAAGUAAAACAUUUUACAAACAUUUUGGAAUCAUUUCCAACUCCAGUCAAGUCUUUCUUUCUUUCUUAUUUUGUUCACAAUCUUCUGAUUAAACAUUUUGUAUAGUUUGUAUUCAUUUUGAUAAAGAAGUAAGAUAGUAUUUAAAGAUAACAGAAUUAAUACUAUGGAAUUUUUUUUUGUCUUUUGUUUCAUCUGUGGUGUUAGUUUCAGUCAUUCCAUACGAGAUUAUUAUUUUUUUGUUUACUUUAUUUUAAAUCUUUUAUCCAUAUAACACAAAUGUAUUUGUACAAGAUAGUGGACUUUCUCAGUUGUUGAUACCUCCCAAUCUUUAGUCACCCUGUGUGUUCAUGUCAUUGUCAAAUAUUUGGUGAUAGUCCCACUUGACAUUUUGUAUGACACUCACAAGUAGUGAUUUUUAGGGGCCAGCUUAUGAAGUCAUUUCGUGUCUGUGUUUCUUGUUUAAAAAUUGACUUAGGUGGAUGCUGUAUUGAAGAACUGUCUUAGCUGGAUGCUGUAUUGAAGAACUGUCUUAGCUGGAUGCUGUAUUGAGAAAGUUUUAUCAACUUGACACAAUGAAUCUUUGGUUUCUGUUUACAUGCAGUUUUACUUCAAGUUUUACAAAUAGGGAAAAAAAAACACACAAUUGGCAUGUUUCUGUCAUAACUAAAAGAUAAUGAAAAAAUUGUAAUAGAUCUUUUAACCAGCUAAUGCAACUAAGCCAUAAGUUCUUGUGCAAACUUUGCCACAGAAUGGCGUUUAAGGCUUUGCCUUCUUCUCUUCUCCCCAAUAGGAGUAGCAUGGGCCACUGUUCAGGAUUAGUGGCAUCGUACUCCUACCAGUCAGGAAUUUAUUAUCUCUGUGCUUUUAGUUAGUUCUAAACAGAAAAAGUAAAAUAGAUUUGUUACAAAAAGUUUUUCUUUUUAGUUUGUUCAUGCUUUCAUUAAACAGGGACGUUAAUAUUUGUCUAAUUUUGUCUCACUUCAAGUGUUCACGCUGUGCCUCUAGGAAGAUUUUCUCCUUGAACCUAUUGACCUUUUUUUGAACUUUUUCAACUUUGAUAUGGAGAUACAUGUGAUAUGUUUGAUGUGUUUCUUUGGGCAUAUUUCAUCAAGUGCUGAUGGCAUUGGAUCUAAAACACUGCUGUACAUGAAAAUAUUAGUUCUGGAAAAAAAAAAGGAGUUCUUAUAUCUUUUUUUUUUUUGGCUUUUUUUAAAUAAUAAAUAAUCCAUAACAAACUUGGAAUUAGUUUGAUUUUUCCCUUGAUAUUAUGUGGCUUUAAAAGGGUGAAGUCAAAUUGUUAAGGUUCUUAUCCUAGAGGAACUAGACAUGGUCUCAAUAAAAGAACAAGUUUAGACAUAUACAUAUAGUCUUUUAUUUAAAAAAAACAUGACUUAAAGUGAUGUACAUUUGUCAUCGACUUCGUGUUUUUUAACUGUCAAAUCUGUUUUAUUUAUCAAUUUGGAUCAAAUAUCUCUUACUAGAUAUCAUUAUAAUAGAUAUUAUACACCAUUCGUAUAUAAACUUUACUACUAAAUGCUUCGUUGUACAACUUUGUGUACGAAAUUGUUUGUUUUUACAUUAGUAUCAUUCUACUACUAGGUCAAGUAUUUAUUUAUUUUUUAGUUCCUAUUCUAUUUUGUGCUUGACAAGAUAAUAACUGACAUUAUUUUUUUGCAUUUCCUUGUGCCUUGUAUAGGUCAGUGAUGACAUAAUUUGUACUCCAUUUUGUGUAGGUGAGUGAUGACAUCAUUUGUAUUCCAUUUUGACAUGAGUUGCCUGCUUUGAUUGUUCUUUGUUGUCUAGAUCUAGAUGGCUACUGUAUGCAGUAACUUUUGUAAAAAAAAAAAUAUUUUUCUUUAUGGAAAUUGUUCUUGAGGCCCUAUCCAAGUUUGAGGUACUAGUUCUGGCUACAGUGUACUUCAGUAGAAACAGUUAAUCCUAAUACAUUGUUUAGGGUACUUUAUAAACUGUUAAAAACUGAGCUCAGUGCAAUGAAAGAAUGCCCAAUACCAAACUGUUAUAUUGAUGCGUUUAUAUACUUUAUCUUUCCUUUAUGCCCUAAAUUGUCAUUUAAAUUUCAAGGCUAAUCAAAAUGUUGAACAAUAAAUCUGCUCAAAUGAGCAACUUCUGUAGUGCCAGGCUAUGAGUGGAGUUAGGAGAAGACAUGGUCAUUAGUGUGCGUUGGCAUAAGUUUGGUUUUAGUUUAGUUUUCCAUGAGAGGUCCAGAGAGUAUGGUUAAAUUAUGUAAUGCUGAACAUGGCUCUUUGAAAACUGCUUAUAUCUGGUAAGUGUAACACUGUAGGUGUAAAAACAAUUGCCAGUGAUAGUUCUUGACUUAUGAAUUUUUUCAGCCAGGUCCAUGAGUCACAUACACACUGGGUAUCAGCUUCUUGAUUGGUUGAAUAUCUUCUUGAUUGACUAAACAGCUUCUUGAUUAGUUGAACAGCUUGAUUGACUGCACAGUUUCUUGAUUGACUGAACAGCUUCUUGAAUUGUUGCUUGCCACUUACUUACUUAGACUUAGGUCCUCCCGCGCCAUUGGGCCAAUGUCACUGGCAAUGUCUGAAGCCAUCACUUAGUCCAGUUCUUAAUCUUGUUAUUUGUACACUUGGGUUGUCUACCUUGUGUGGCCUCUUUUAUAUGAAAUGCAUUAUAUUUUUAAAUGUAACCCUUUGUAACCAGAAUGAUAUGACCAGCCAUGUGUUCUUAUUGUUCAAUAUUGUUUUUAUUGCUCAAAAUUAGUUAAUAUACAUUUUUAGAUAAAUAUUUAAAACACUCUUUUACAGUUUUUUUUUUAUCUUUGUUGAAUUUUAAAAAAUCUAAAAACUUCUGUGGAAACAAAAAAGUAAAAGAUUGAAAUUCACAAUCAGUUUAAAAUAAUUCUGACCACAAAGGAAAAUCACUCAUGAAAUAUAUCAUUCAUUGUGACUCAGCACUAAGUUUAUAACAUACUUCUAUUCUAUUGGAUGUACAACUCAAGAGCCAAUCCUUAGUCUUGUAUGUUGAGCACAAGUCUGUACAGGUUUACAGUCUGUAUAGUUGUAUGCCAGCUGAGAGAGAGAGCAUCAAGUUCAGUGGUUCUCACACUUGGGUCACUCAAAGAGUGCUGGCUGACUUUAUUUGUUUAAGUUUCUUUAAGAUAAGCUUAUGUAAACAUGUUAAUAUUGACUUGUUCGUUUGUAACUUGUUCAGGAACCACUGGCUCAGUGCGCAAGUGUGUGUGUGUAUGCGUGGAGGAGCCUGAUCUCAAUGUGGCUUUACAUUGUUAGCACUCAUUUCUAAUGUGUCUGUUUUGACACACAUAAUGAACAGGACAUUUACAUUCAAUGUCUACAGUACUGGUGGUGUAGUUGUUUUGUACUCAAUGUUUACAUUAUCUAUAUUUACCAAGGUUUUACAUUACUGUAAACAUUGUGUUAUUUGUACCAGUUGCUUCAUUUCAUUUAUACAUAUAUAUAUAUAUACUUACCAGCCUCUCAAUUUUAUUUUUUAUUUUUCUUUCUGUUUUUAUAAAUGUAUGUUGCUCUAGCUUUACAUUCUAUUAUCUCAAAUAUGGUGUAUAAUGUCUCAAUAAGGAUCUGGUCUGGUAGGUAAACCGGGAAAUUCUAGUUCAAAAUGGUAUCUAAUUAUCUUGAGAAGAAAGAGAUGUGUACAUGUAAGAGAGAGAGAAUGGUUAUUGUUUUGUUUACUGUGCGACAGAAGACA